AUGGAUGCUGUUUGUUUCGAAGACCAGUUGUGCGAGGAGAUCCGCCGUCACCCACAUUUAUAUGAUUCGUCUUUAGAGCAACACAGAGAUAGUCGAGUGGUGUUGAACUCCUGGAGAGAAAUCGCGCAAACGCUCGGGAAAGAUGAAAACAGCUGCCGUCUGAAGUGGAAAUAUCUCCGAGACAGAUAUGUGAGAGCCAAGAGGAAGCUGAGAGAGAGGAGCAGCAGUGCAGCUGGGAGUGUCUGUCCUUACAUCCCCUCCAGUGUUUCCAUGUUAGACUGGCUCUCUGACUUCAUCAACCAUCGUGCUAAGGAGUCCCCUCAGACACUCAAUUGUAUUAUGAAUGAAUCCGCGUGCACGUCCGCGCGAUCAGAGCAAGACAGCAGCUGUCCGGGGAACGCGCAAAGUCCUCAGCUCCCUCUGUCUUCGCUGCACCUCCUGGUUCCUCCACUGAGGCUGAUGUCAGCCUGUAUGUGGCAGGUGGCCCAGGAGAGAAAUGUAGACCAGUAUGACAAACUGGUAGAAUUCAUCAUGUUAGUGACAGAGAUGGUCCCAGAGCUGCUGAACUACAAACAGAAGACUCAGCUCAUCCUGGGUCUGAGAGCAAGGGUCAUCCUUGAAUCCUUAAAGCGGAUGGAUGAGGUUGACUGUGAAACUAUUCAGGAUCAUCUGGACAGUUUCCAAAAGAUAACAAACUACAUACAUGAAGAAGACCCAGAUGGAGAGGUGGAGACAUCAAAGUCAGCAUUCAUGGAGCUGGUUCAAACAUUACUGACAGACCAAUCUGAAAAAGAGGCAUUUUUCAAGGAGGUCUUCCCAGUCCAGUAUGGAGCUCGUUUUGAUACAGCGCUGCAGAUCCUGGUGUGGGAGUUCUUCUACCGACUGGAAGAGUUCCUCCCAGUACCAAGUUUUUCACAGGUGUUCUCCAUGUUUGACGUUUCUUCCCUUGACUAUGAGUUUGAGCAGUUUGUCUCUGACCCUGAAGACCUGAGGAGGAUUUUGCAGCAACAACAGGAGCAGAAAAAAAUGACGAAAAGUGAGUUUACCUUCAUGUCAGACACCAUCCUCUGCACGCUCGCAUCUAAACAGAUGUCAGUGGCAUCUGAAGAUCAUGUGGAUCAAGAUUUGGAUGGAGGAGAUGAUAGACAAGACAGUGGGAAAUCACAGGCAAGAAAUCAAGAAAAGUCAGAAAGUGCAGAAGACAUUUGUGAGGAUGAUGAAGAGACGGACGACAGUUCCAUUGAAACUAAUCCAAACUCUCCGCUCCAUGAGUACGGGCUGUCACCACUCUCUUCUUCUCCAUGCUCUGAGGCAGGUGACGAUGAAACAGCUGGUGAAGCCUCCUUCCUGUCUUCUAUAUGCUCCAUGGAAAUAGUGAAGGAACAUCUGGAUCUGGGGGGAAACAAGGAGUCAUCAGAAGAGAGAACGAUCCAGUCAUUCAACGAGGACUCUAACAGCACCAAUAAAAACAUCUGCCAGAAGUGUGGCAAGACUUUUGCAUCUCGUUACACCUUGAAAAACCAUGAAUCUGUUCACACUUCCGCGCGGCCGUUCAAGUGCACUCAGUGCGACAAGGCAUAUAAAACCCGUAAAGACCUGAGACAUCAUUUCCGUAUUCACUCUAACUCUGAAGGCCCGUCUUAUGCUUGCAGCCUUUGUAAGAAGAAAUUCAGCUCUCGGAGUUCGCUUAAAGUUCAUCUGCGCCGUCACAGCGGAGAGAGGCCGUUUGCCUGCUCGUACUGCGACAAGAAGUUUCUCACAAACGGAGACUUAAAGGCCCAUGUGCGCAUUCACACCGGGGAGCGCCCGUAUGCCUGUACUUUUUGCAACAAGAAAUUCACACAGCCGUAUAUGCUCACUGUGCACCUCAGGAUACACAAGAAAGACAACCCGUACCUCUGCAGCACCUGUGGGAUGUCCUUUCCGAGCUCCGGGGCCUUGCUGGUGCAUACACGCAAACACACAGGGGAGCGGCCCCAUAAAUGUGACUUCUGUGGGAAACGUUACGCCACAGCUAUACGACUGACAGUACACCGGAGAUUCCACACAGGAGAGAGGCCGUAUUCUUGCUCAAAAUGUGACAAAUCGUUCCACUGUGGUUCAGGACUGAAGAGACACAUGAGGACACACACGGGAGAGAAACCCUACCAAUGUGUCACAUGUCACAAGAGGUUUUCAGAAAAAUCCAAUAUGAAAAUACACCUCAAAGUCCACAAGAACCUCUAGUAUACUGACGUGGAUAAUUAGCCUUUAGAUAUGUAUGAAAGCCUGCUUUGUUCAUGUCAGUAAAUCACCAACGUGAAUGUGUAUAUAAACGUUGACUUGGGACACUCAAAUAUUACACGUAUGGAAUAAUGUGUACAUAUUGUGUCUGUAAAUGCACCUUGUGUUUGGAGGGCAUAAUAUUUAAAAUUAGCGGAAAGACAUCUUGUCAGAAUUUGCUGAUAAAAUGUACAGAUUUUAACUCAGAAAUAUUGAUCCUUUGUCCCAUAACAAUGUGAAUGAGUGGCCAAAUAUCAAUUUCUUUACACUACCUAUAAACAUUUUUGAUAAAAUUCCUGUAUAUAAAUUUGUUUUAAAACUGCAAUGAAGAAAUGUACUGGUUAUCACAUUUUACAGCUGAAAAAUAAACUUCACAACUCUGGUGGACAAACUAUACAAUAGUGACAGUCUUUAGAAAAGUCUGCCAAUUCUGUGCUUCAAUUUUUU
Molecule: messenger RNA, 2709 nt
Organism: Centropristis striata (black sea bass)
Lineage: Eukaryota; Metazoa; Chordata; Actinopteri; Perciformes; Serranidae
Product: zinc finger and SCAN domain-containing protein 12-like
Exons: 8
Coding region: 1-2226 (741 amino acids)
Biological process (GO): regulation of transcription by RNA polymerase II
Molecular function (GO): RNA polymerase II cis-regulatory region sequence-specific DNA binding; DNA-binding transcription factor activity, RNA polymerase II-specific
Source: RefSeq, a predicted model, not a curated record